UGCAACUCCUCUUCAUACACCCAACGAUUAUCGCCAGAUAUUAGUGAGAGUCCUCUCGUUACAUUGAGUCGUCGGACAACCUAAAGCGCAAUGGCCUACCACGCCAGACGCGACCAGGAGGCGAUGUACUGCCAUGCCUGCCACCAUCAGUGGCGGAGGGACGGUGAGAGCAUCGAAUGCCCUGCAUGCAUGAGCGCAUCUACAGAGAUUAUCGAUCUCGAGAACGACCCACGCCACUUCCACAACCGGCAGCCUGCGCAAGAAACUGCGUCCAGCACUCAGCACGCUUCCAGCACUGCUGCCACCGGCUCUGAAAUUCUCGCCGCCGCGAUGGUUCUUCCUGAGCCAACUUCAGAUCGACGUGCCCACGACGUGAGCGCGUCUUCCACAACGCCUUCUCAACCUUCGAACGACAACACGUCUUCAAACAACAACACGCAGAGCUCAACGAGCACCACCAACUCGGGCAACGGUGAUGCUCCGGGCAGCGCGAGCGGCAAUCCGCCUCGGUUUACUGUCCACUUCUACCCGUUCUUACCGCCACCACAAAUUACCUUCGUCACCUAUGUCACGACCAGCUCUGCCGCGCCGUCAGCGCCGAACCCGCCGCCACCACCUACCUCCUACACCAUGCACUUCUUCCCAAUGCCGAUGGCUCCUCCUCCGACAGCCAACAACACUCCCGUGACCCAAUCGAGCGAAGCAAACACGAAUAAUAACAACAAUCGCCACGCCAGCAUCACUCAGCCGACUCAACCCAGCGAAGGCCACCAACACCAGCAGCCGCCGCCAAUUGGCCCCUUCCCCGCCGGCGCGCCGCCUGCAGGCAUUCCCCUCAGCUUCAUCACCUCGGUGUUGACCUCGCUCUUCAACCCCGCCGCCGCCAUCCACGGCGACGCCGUCUACACGCAAGAAGCCUUCGACCGCAUCAUGGCCCAGUUGCGUGACCAAAUGCAGCCCGGCGGGGCGCCGCCCGCCUCACAGGCCGCGCUCGACCGGCUGCGAACCAAGGAGGUCGACGAGAAGAUGCUGGGGGCCAAUGAGGACGGAAAGACGAAGUGUGUCAUCUGCGUGGAUGACAUGGUGAAAGGGGACAAGGCGGCUGUGUUACCAUGCGAGCACUUCUUCCAUGGAGAGUGCGUGGUGCCGUGGUUGAAGUUGCAUGGCACUUGCCCUGUGUGCAGGAGGUCUGUUGAGCUCGAUGGCGAGGUAGGGAAGGGCGCGAAGGUUGAGCGGGGUGUUCAAGUGGGCGCUCAGAAUGGGCAAGAGCAUGAGAGGAUGGAUGGAGCCCUGGGCGAUGCGAUGGAUUGCUCAUGAAGGGGAUUGAGUCACCGAUGAGGCGUUUGGGAUUUGGUUUGUGGAUUGGGAUGAUACCAGGCGCAUGGGUUUGACUUUUAUGGAAAUGACUAGGGGUUUCGUCAGCAGCUGUUUUUGGCUAACUGCAUGCUUGGGCGAGAGGUUUGACAGAACUGCUGUGCAAAACACUCAACUGAUAUAAGAUUCUGAGGUAACGGCAGCGGGUUUCUGAAGGGAGGUUCAGAUGCAAUGGCUGUACGGAUUACAAGAUCAGGGAUUGGGUUUUCGUAGGGGCUUCGGACGAAUGACUCGGUAUUUAACGGGAUGGUGCUUAGAUGUCAUGCAAAUUGACCUUGGUUUGAUGAAUUUUUAAAACUCUUGCAACAGGCUCUCCUCAUGCUAUGCUAAGAGCUGACGACUGAUUCAGUAUCCCAUUGGUCCUGUACA
Messenger RNA from Parathielavia appendiculata, 1743 nucleotides. RefSeq lists its product as uncharacterized. Bases 91 to 1317 code for a protein of 408 amino acids. The record is from RefSeq and is a predicted model, not a curated record. Gene Ontology annotation, molecular function: ubiquitin protein ligase activity. Gene Ontology annotation, biological process: protein ubiquitination. Lineage: Eukaryota; Fungi; Ascomycota; Sordariomycetes; Sordariales; Chaetomiaceae. Gene Ontology annotation, cellular component: cytoplasm. The transcript has 2 exons.